Molecule: messenger RNA, 1467 nt
Organism: Lathyrus sativus (Indian pea)
Lineage: Eukaryota; Viridiplantae; Streptophyta; Magnoliopsida; Fabales; Fabaceae
Source: the annotation of a GenBank genome assembly
AUGGAGGACGAUAGCGGGCUUGAGCUCAGUUUGGGUUUAUCUUAUGGUGGUUCAUCAUCCAAACCAAAGAGCAAGAAUGGAAGCUCUUCGGAUACUAGGUCAGAAGAAGUUGGUAGAGGUGGCAAGAUGGUGGAUGAUUUUAAGAGCAUGUUUAAUACCGAUCCUCAGAAGCCGGAAUCAAUCACUAGUACCCGAAGGGCUGAUUCCUCGAAGCACGAGGAGAAUUUCUUUAGUGACCUUUCAAAGGUCAAAGAAGAUAAUGCUUCUUUGAAUUUGAACGGGAGAGGGUUUCUUGUUGGAAACAGCCAUAAUAAACCUAUUGAAAUCGAUGAAAAUAAACGGUUAGAGGUAGUAAAUAAGCGGAGAAUGUCUUUCGAUGACAUACGUAAUCAAAAGAGGCAUGACAGCGAUGGUCAUCAUGGUGAUUUACAUGACCGGGCAAGAGCUUCUCAUAUUUCUUUAACAGAAGAUGGCUCAACUGCAGAAAAUGAAGACGUGGCUGAUUCGGAAGCUGAGAACUCUACCUCCAGGCCUCUCUCGCACCAUAGUGAUGGUUCCAAAGGAUUUGUUAGAGUUGGCGGUGCUUCUUCCGAUGCUCCAAAAGAGAUUCGUGGAGUCGCUGACUCAAGUGCCAACGGGCAGAAGAGGUUUACCGCAUCAACAGAAAAAGAUUUUAAACAUGCAAACAUGACUUAUGGUUCUACCUUCUCGGCUCAACCAGUGAAUAUGAUGAAUGUACCUUACACUUCGGUAAAAGAUUCAAACUCUGUUGGAGCACCAAGUUCUCAAAUACCUGGAGUGAUGCAUAUGAUGCCGGCUGCAACCGGUGAACGCGCAGGAGCUCAAUCUGUGAGUAACGGAAACUUGCCAAUGAUGUUCGGACAUCCGUAUGUUCAGCUUCCUAUGUUGGAUAAAGAUAGCUCAUGGGGACGUCCCCAACAAUUUCAUCCAUCCUUUGCUGGGAGAGGUCCGACUAACUCAGCUGCGUUACACCUAAACAAUAUAUCUGAGGCCAUGCCAUACGAAGGAAGGCCACUAGAACGAGCCAAAAGUGACGGAAAACAGCGUGUCACCGAAGAAGGCUCCUUUUCCCAACCUGAAGAUGUGAAAGGAAGCAGCACAAACCUCAGGGGCAAAGAUGCAUCAGAACAGUCGAAAGUUGAAGGUUCGACAAUUGAUUUUUCUAAUAUCAAGCCAGGGCUCGCUGCAGAUGUGAAAUUCGGAGGAUGCGGUGCGUACCCAAAUCUGCCUUGGGUAUCGACCACAAACUCAAACGGGAGAACAAUAUCAGGUGUUACUUACAGGUACAACACUAACCAAAUUAGAAUCGUCUGUGCAUGUCAUGGCUCUCACAUGACCCCCGAAGAUUUCGUUCGCCAUGCAAAUGACGACCAAGCAAACCCCGAAGGCAAUGCGGUUUCAGGAACCGUUCCAAAUGGUAAUCUUGGUUCCUCUUCUCACAGUUAG